This is a messenger RNA of Anopheles marshallii, 1926 nucleotides long. It is a transcript of the gene TfAP-2, whose product is annotated as transcription factor AP-2-epsilon. Lineage: Eukaryota; Metazoa; Arthropoda; Insecta; Diptera; Culicidae. The coding region runs from base 1 to 1926 and encodes 641 amino acids. Gene Ontology annotation, cellular component: nucleus. Gene Ontology annotation, biological process: anatomical structure development; regulation of cell population proliferation; regulation of transcription by RNA polymerase II. Gene Ontology annotation, molecular function: RNA polymerase II transcription regulatory region sequence-specific DNA binding; DNA-binding transcription factor activity, RNA polymerase II-specific. The record is from RefSeq and is a predicted model, not a curated record. The transcript has 9 exons.
AUGAAGAACAAUAACGUACCGCAGCACGCCGAGCUGUCUGAUCUUGGUCAGCAGCACCAGCACCAGCAGCAACAUCAGCAGCAUGACCCGGGUCAGAUACAAAUCACCGACCUGCGGCACCAGUCUUUGAACGAGAUCCUGAAGAAUAACAUGGAGAUCAUGAAACCAUCCGGCCAUCAUCAUCACGAUCAUGAUCAUCACCACACGCUACACGUACUGCACCACGGGUACGAUGAUCACCAUUCCGGCUCCGGCAUGGACUGCACCGAUCUGGUCGGUGCGGCCGGUGACAACAACAACAAUCGCAGAAGUGACAGCAACAACAACCAUGCCACCGCGACUACCGUCACCACCAGCCACCAGCAGCACGCCGUCAACCAACGGGGCAUGGCUCACGGUGGCAGUCACGCAACGCCGGGCACUACGACCUCCUCCACUGCUGCCGGGACCAACGCCACCUCCGCCAACGACUGUGACGAUGACCUGAGCAAAAGCCAAUUGAUUUUGAUUGAUGAUGAGCGCAGUUCCCUGCACGACGAUGACGACACACUCACACCGUCCCUACAAUCACAGCUGGAGCGGCUCACUAGUCAUGGAGGCAUAGGACUGUCGAGCGGAAGUCCUGCAUACUCAGCGCACACCGGCGGACACACGGGGAGAAACGGACCGGCGAGCGGACACAGCGGUAGCCACGGUGGUUCACACGGUCCCGGUCCCACCAUGCAUCACCAGACGCUCCAGUCCGACUUCCAACCGCCCUACUUCCCGCCACCCUUCCACCAUACCACCCAAAGUCCACCGCAGCAACAGAACCACGGUCUCGACUAUCUCAGUACGGAUCCGUACGGGCAACCACUGUCCUCGCUACAUCAUGCGCCCCUGCAUCAUUACAAUCAGCUGGCCGGGCUAAGACCAUCGCAGGACCAGCUCGGACUACAUCGAUCUCACCGCGAGUCCGAACUGCAACAGCACGUGACGCAACUGUCACACGGGUUCCCGUACUCCGACCGGCGCAGCGAUUACAGCGGCUCGAUCGGAUCCGGUGCCGGUGCAACCCGGCUCGGUGCCCACGAACAUGACCCGCUGGCACUGCACCAAGCCCUGCAGAGUGCCGUCGACGAUGGGCAGAAUCCGGUGAUAGACGAGAACGCGGGCUUUAUGAGUGAUCUGCCACUGCUCAAAAACUUCCCCAUCACCGACAUCAAAAAGGAUAGCAGCCAAAUCAAUCUCGGUUCGCCGAGCGAUGUGUUCUGUUCCGUGCCCGGCCGGCUAAGCCUUCUAUCGAGCACCUCAAAAUACAAAGUAACCGUAGCGGAGGUGCAGCGCCGACUAUCGCCACCGGAGUGUUUGAAUGCGUCCCUGCUGGGAGGUGUCCUGAGACGAGCGAAGAGUAAAAACGGGGGACGAUUGCUGAGGGAAAAGUUGGAAAAGAUCGGCCUGAACCUGCCGGCCGGUCGGCGCAAGGCGGCAAACGUUACACUUCUGACGUCCUUGGUUGAAGGUGAAGCAAUCCAUCUGGCGCGUGACUUUGGUUACGUGUGCGAAACGGAGUUCCCGGCCCGGCAGGUGGCGGAGUAUCUAUCCCGUCAGUACUCGGAACCGCAGGAGUCCUAUCGGCGGAAGGAGCUGUUGCUGAAUACGAAACAGGUCACAAAAGAGCUAAUGGAUCUGCUGAACCAGGAUCGAUCGCCCCUCUGCAAUACCAGACCCCAGCACAUCCUGGACCCCUCGAUACAGCGACAUCUGACGCAUUUCUCGCUGAUCUCACACGGUUUCGGUUCGCCGGCCAUCGUUGCCGCACUGACAGCAAUACAGAACUAUCUAAACGAAUCGAUCAAACACCUGGACAAGAUGUAUCCGGGCAAUGGCGGCAGUAUGGUCACCUCCUCGCUAGACAAGAACAAAAUGGAAAGCGACAAGAAAUGA